This is a messenger RNA of Caenorhabditis angaria, 2017 nucleotides long. Lineage: Eukaryota; Metazoa; Nematoda; Chromadorea; Rhabditida; Rhabditidae. The record is from the annotation of a GenBank genome assembly.
AUGGAUAGUCAAAUACUCGAAGAAGUUAUUAGAAGUGGGAAUAUUCCAUGUCAUGGAAGAACAGGUUUGAAAUUUGAACUGUUUUUUGAGGCCUGUUGAAAACUGGAUUAUUUUUCAAAAAAAAAACUUCAAGAUUUCCUGAUUAAUUCUAGAAAAUUCCGAAAAAAAAUUAUUUUCACCACAAAGUUCGAAAAAAUCCUUAGAAUUUUGGCCCACGUGGCAAAUUUCAAAAUUUUGUUUCAAUACUUUAUAAAAACUUGAUAUUUUUUAAACUGAAAUUUUUUAUUUUGCAUUUUUCACCCAAAAUCGUUUUAUUUUCCUGACUGUAUCAAUUUGAAACAUUUUUUUUCUCGAAUAGUUAUUCCAAAUUCAUAGUCUUCCCAAAAAAUUUUUUUAAAUGGAAAUUAUGUGAAAAAAUAAUUUUUCUAGGAAUGUUGUGUAGUGGCGGGGGAUUGUUACCGCCAGCAUUAUUAGACGAGGCAAAAGUUCCCAAGUUUUACCUGGAUGCGAUUUCUGCGUGUGGAGCGAAUACAUCGACUUCGUUGCCAAAUACUGCCCUUGGUUAGUUUUUACAGAUAGUGGUUCAGACAAUUUUCAGAUUACCCAAAAUGAAACUCACAUUUUCAAAAAAAAAAAUUCUGACAAAUAGCAAUUUUUUCGAAAUUAGAAAUGAAUUAAUUUUUUACGUGAACUCAGUUCAGAAGAUUAAUAAAUCAUUUCUAAAAAAUAUCACAUUUCUAUCGAAGAGAAAAAUCUUCUCAUUAUCGAAAAAUAACAAUUGUUUUUACAGUAUACAAUUUGAUGAACACAUCUGGUCUCCAAAAAGAUGUAUUAUCGUAUAUUUGGAGUGCUGUAAAUCGAGCAAAACCUGGACAAUUAACCCGACCCGAAUUCUUCUCUCUAAUGGCUCUCAUUGCAUUGGCACAAAAAGGCGAAUCUCUAGCUGCUCUAUGCGCCAAAGAUUCCCUCCCAAUUCCAUAUUUGAAUCCGGUUCAAUCAUUUCCUUCUUCUGCGCCAACCACUUCGUCAUUUAUUCCACCGUUAUCCAAGUGAGUUUGGGAAUUGUUUUUAUCAGGGAAAUUAUUGUUUUAUUAAAGAAUAAAACAGACAACUUCUGCAUUCAUCCCAACAUCUUUGCUUCCACGAAAAAGUAUGAGAAAAAAGAAGGAAACUGAUCUUAUCAAGGAUUUGAAUUCACCAACAACACCACAAUCAAACAAUAGUUCACCAUCGAAACAAGGCGCAGCUCGUGAUUUGAUGGGCUUAAAUUUUGGCGCUGAAAAUAUUAAAGAUGAAAAUCGAGAAACACAAUCUGAAACUCCAACAAUUCGAUGUUGGCGAGAAACUAUUCACGCAAUAUUUCUCAUUUUUCAAGAAGCCAAUGAUUUACUCGGAAAAGCCAAAAAUUCGAUUAUUGAAGAAGUUGUAUCAACUGAAAAGGGGGAAAAUUAUAUGAAGUUAGUUUUGAGAAAAAAAAUGUUUAUUUUUAUUUUUCGUCUUUUUUUGCAGAAGUUUAUCAUUAGCAUCGGAAAUUUUGGAGCGAGUUUGUCGAUCGGCGGGAGUUUCUUUACCAACACAAUCAACUAGUGAAGCUGAAGCUUGUAGAAAAUGUUGGAAGCGAUUGAGCCCAUUUUUGAGCAAUAAUGAAGGGAUACAACGAAAUGAAGAUGAAUCAAGGUUGGGAGAAGUUUUUUAAUUGAAAAUUCGGAAAUUUUUAGUGGAAAUCAAGAUUUUGAUUAUCGAUUUAAAAAUUCAAAUUUCUCUAGAAAAUCAGCAGUUUUCUUGUUGCUCAAAAUUCACAAAAAUUUGAAAAAAAUCUGGAAAACCUCUUCCAAAUUGUUCUUCAAAAACCCAAAAAAUCCGAAAAAAAAUUAUUUUUUCCAGAAAAUGCGCAAUUUGUUGUCAAAACAUAAUAAAUGGAAUUGAUUACGGUGGACAAGUUUAUGAUGUUAUGUGUGCAAAUUUAUGGGUGAAUAAUGUUAGUUCAAUGCUACCAAAUCAACAUUUGAAGUUGUGA